Messenger RNA from Colletotrichum higginsianum IMI 349063, 1431 nucleotides. RefSeq names its product Methyltransferase. The transcript is spliced from 2 exons. NCBI's taxonomy places the organism in Eukaryota, Fungi, Ascomycota, Sordariomycetes, Glomerellales, Glomerellaceae. Gene Ontology annotation, molecular function: methyltransferase activity. The record is from RefSeq and is a predicted model, not a curated record. Bases 1 to 1431 code for a protein of 476 amino acids.
AUGGCCAAGAAGCGGCGCACCAAGAAGAAAAAGGGAACCAGUACACGACAAGACCCCGCCCAGGGCGCUUCGUCCAGCAUGUCCACCACCGACGAGCUCGCGUCGCACUCAAGCGACGGCUUGUCAAGCCGCUUGCGCCAGAGCGAAACCGCCACCGAGAUGACGAGUAUCAUGAGCACCAACGAGGGAUCCCAGGGCCUACACGAGGCCGACGAGGAGUGGAACUCGCAAGACGACGAGGGCAUGGAGGUCGACGACGACGACGACGAUGAUGUCGAAGAAAACGACGACGACAACUUCUCCGUCUUUGCGCCCAGCCAUUACCCCCGACCGAGCGAGUCCCAUCGCACCGAGAUGCCUUACACGACGUCGCCGAACCAUCAGGAUAUGUCGUCCACCCGGUCGUUUAUGGAGCGAGAGUUGGAUUAUCAAUGGGAAAAUGGCCGUCGGUACUGCGGCCCGCAUUACCACCUCCCAAACGACGAGUGGGAAAUGUGCCGCAUGAGCUUGAUUCACCGCGUCUACCUCCACGUCUUUGAUGGUAAGCUGAGCACGGUAUUACUGGAGAAUCCGCAGAGAAUACUGGACGUCGGCACGGGCAUUGGCGAAUGGGCGAUAGGCAUGGCCGAUGAGUUCCCCGACUGUGAGGUCAUUGGCACGGACAUAUCCGCCAUAGCGCCCACGUCAAUACCGAUGAACUGCUUCUUUGAGGUUGACGAUGCUGAGCUCGAGUGGGAGCGCGAGCUCAACUCCUUCGACCUGGUGCACUUCCGCCACAUGAUGGCCGCCUUUACAGACUGGAGUUUCAUCUAUAAGGAGACCUUCAAGGUGCUCCGCCCCGGCGGUUGGAUCGAAAUGCUGGAAUGGGACGACCAGCAAGGUUUCAAGAAAUUCCUUUCGGAGUUUCCCCCGACAUCGGAGAUCCACGAACUGUCGAGGGACCUGACGCUCGCCGGCAUUAAGGCCGGACGGGCCAGGGGCGUUUCGCACAUGAACCCGAAGCUGCUGACGGAUGCCGGCUUUACGGACAUCAAGCUCACGGAGCACAUGAUUCCCAUCAAUAUCGAGGCCAACGAAGGCAAGCUGUGGCUGAUUGUAUGCAUCGACGGGCUGGAAGCCGAGUGCCUCCGACCCCUCACCAAGUACAUGGGUUGGGACCCGGAUCGUGUCAAGACGGCAUGCCACAAUGUGGCCAAGGAGAUGGCGCGUCUGGCGAGAGACCCGGUCAAAUCGCACGGCCUGAUUGUCAAGGCCCGCGUCCUGGUCGGCCGGAAGCCACUGAACGCGGCGACGCCGCCAAGGGUGUACCCGAGGUAUGCAGAGGACGCGGACGAGACGGACGAUACGGCGAGAGAAGACAACCACAGCAGACAUCGAGGCGAUGACGAGGCUCAAGACUCGACGACGUUCAAUACGACAGCUCGAGUAUGA